UAUAUUUUCAAAAUUUUAUACAGAUAUAAUACAUAAUGACAUCAAAUGAAGAAUUUCCUAUAGGAAGACUAGAAGGUGCUCCAAGCGACGAUAUUGGAUGGCAUUUUGGAGUACCUAUAGCAGGAAAUCGCAACAAUGUCCAAUGUAAACUUUGUCAAAAGAUAAUAAGGGGUGGCAUUACAAGAUUGAAGCAACACAUAGCACAUGAUAAAGGUCAAGUAGCAGGUUGUCCAAGAGUCACGUCAUUUGUUAGGGAGAAUAUGAUGAAACUUCUCAAAGAUAGAAAAGAAAAGAAAAUUGACUUUAGAAAAAGAAAAGAAGAAUUUGAAUCUCGAUUAAGAGAAGAUGAUGAAGAAGAUAGUGACGAGGAGAUGAUGAUAGCUUCGCAACAAAGCAUUAGAUCACAACGUGAGUGGGAAGAUAGACAACGAUUCAGACAACAAACAGAGGGAUCUAAUAACAUCUAUGAAUCAGGUGGAAGCUCUCGCAUGAGUGUUAGUCAAACUUCAAGAAAAGAAGAUGCUACUUUUGCUUUAAGAUCUACAAAUGUGGAUCUUGUGAGAAGUAAAAGUAUGAAACAACCAAAAAUAGGUGGGGGUCUUAUGAAAACAUUAAAGAAAAAGCUCGGAGAAGCGGUAAGCAAGUUUAUAAUUUAUGAACGCUUACCUAUGAAUUUAUCAAAUUCUCCAUGGUUGCAUAAUUUGAUUAUUGCAGCAGCUGAGGUAGGUCCAUCAGUUAAAUGCCCUACACCUUAUGAAGUUUCUGAUGUGUAUUUAGAAGCUGAAUAUAAAAGCAUGCAAGAAUGGAUAAGCAAGUUGAAAACUACAUGGAAGGAAAAAGGAGUAACAAUAAUGUGUGAUGGUUGGACAGAUAGUGUAAAUCAUACACAUAUUAUGAAUUUUCUAGUGUAUUGUAGCAAGGGAACGAUUUUCUUGAAAUCUAUUGAUGCUUCUAAUGUUGACAGUAGAAAUACUGAUUACUACUUUCAGUUAUUGGAUAAGGUUGUGGAUGAAGUGGGAGAAGAAUUUGUAAUUCAAGUUGUUACAGAUAAUGAAAAAGCACUUAAAGCAGCUGGUCAAAAGUUGAUGGAAAAGAGACAACAUUUAUAUUGGACUGCAUGUGCAGCACAUUGUUUGGAUCUUUGUUUGGAGGAUAUAGGGAAAAAAAAGAAUGUGCAAAAGUUAUUAAGUGAUGCAAAAGUAGUAACAACUUUUAUCUACAAUCACACAUGGAUUGUAAAUCUCAUGAAAAAAUACACUGGAGGUAGAGAAAUUGUUCGUCCUGGUGUUACCCGAUUUGCAACACAAUUCUUACAACUUCAAGCAAUUGUGCAACAAAAGCAAGGCUUGAGGAACAUGUUCAACUCAGAAGAAUUUAGACGAUCUAAAUUUGGAAGAGACAAAAAUGGAUUGGCAUUUGAAGCAAGACAAAUUGUUAUUGGCAAUGAUUUUUGGAGCAAGGCUAAUGAUAUAUUGAAGGUAUUUGAGCCUUUAGUAAAAGUUUUGAGGCUAGUUGAUGGUGAUGAGAAACCAACAAUGGGUUUUAUAUAUGAGGCAAUUGAUCGAGCAAAACAAUCAAUUCAAAAAAGUUCUCGUUAUUAUUCUCAAUACCAAGAAAUAAUUGACAAGCGUUGGAGAUUCAUGCAUUCUGAUCUUCAUUCUGCUGGGUAUUUUCUUAAUCCACAAUUUCAAUAUGGAGUUGAACAUGGAUCUGAUGUGUAUCGAGAGACAUUUGAAGGAACCAAAAAGGUCAUUAUGAAAUUGGAGAGAAACAUGGAUGAUCAAAUUAAAGCUUUAAACUCGUUGGUAUUGUUUAAAGACAUGGGUGAAACAUUUGCUACACCUCAAGCUCAAAGAGCUUGGUCUAGAAUGAAUCCAGCUGAAUGGUGGUUGAUGUUUGGUUCAUGCUCUCCUGAACUUCAACGUGUGGCUAUUAAAGUUUUAAGUCAAACAACUUCAGCCACAAAUUGUGAAAGAAACUGGAGUACGUUUAGCUAUAUUCAUACAAAGACAAGGAAUAGGCUUAAGUACAAAAAGUUGCAAAAACUUGUCUUUACACAUUACAACAUGAAAUUGAAAAUGAGGCAUCAAAUGAGAAAAAGUCAAGAAGAAAUUGAAUCAAGUUUCAAUCCAAUUAAUCUUGAUUAUAUAUUUCGAGAAGAUGAUCCAUUAUCUGCAUGGAUAGAAGAAAGAGAAAAUCCACUUUUAGAUGGAGUUCAAAAUUCAGAGUGGUUGCCUCGAAUUGAUACAGAUGAUGAAGAUCCCACCAAGUAA
Messenger RNA from Cajanus cajan (pigeon pea), 2273 nucleotides. NCBI's taxonomy places the organism in Eukaryota, Viridiplantae, Streptophyta, Magnoliopsida, Fabales, Fabaceae. The record is from RefSeq and is a predicted model, not a curated record.